AUGUCAUCGAACGUAAACCAGAGCCCGGCGGUGGUUGGCCAAUACUACCAGGUCGGCAAGAAGAUCGGCGAGGGCUCGUUUGGUGUCGUGUUUGAAGGUACCAACAUGCUCAACAACCAGACGUCGCCAUCAAAUUCGAGCCACGCAAGAGCGAUGCUCCCCAGCUCCGUGAUGAGUGGCGCUCCUACCCCUGAUAAUUUCCUCAUUGGUCUUCCCGGCACACGCACCGCCAACGUGAUUCAUAUGAUUGACUUUGGAAUGGCAAAGCUGUGGAGGGAUCCCAAGACCAAGCAACACAUUCCUUAUCGUGAGCGCAAGUCGCUGUCUGGAACCGCUCGGUACAUGAGUAUCAAUACCCAUCUCGGCCGAGAGCAAUCAAGGCGAGACGACCUCGAGGGUCUUGGACACGUGUUUAUGUAUUUCUUGCGUGGUGGGCUCCCAUGGCAAGGCCUCAAGGCUGCCACCAACAAGCAAAAGUAUGAGAAGAUUGGUGAGAAAAGCAAACAACAGCCGUUGCUGAGCUCUGCGCCGGCUUCCCCGAGAGACAGCGAUCUACAUGAACUAUCUCUUCACAAGAUGCUCAAGGACGCCGGCGAGGUCGAUGAUGGUGUCAUGGACUGGAUGUUGCUCAACGGUGGCAAAGGCUGGGAGGCAAGUGCCGGACACAAGCACUCCUCCUCUGCAACGCGUCAGAACGGCGGUGGACACCGUAAUCACCACCGUAGCCGCGCCCAGCCGGGAUCUCAACCUGCUACACCUUCUCAACCCCAAGCUGCACGGACCAACAACCGCUUGUCCCAGCUCCAACAACAGUCCUCCCAAACGCCCAUGGGUAGCAAUGUGGCCGUUGCUGGUGUCCCUGCGCCUGGCACCGCCACCCCUACGCGCCGAACCACAGGUGGCGUAAUGCAAGUCGUUGAGCGCGCUGGCUCUCCAGUAGUAAAUCACCCAUACGCGUCGGUUGAACGAACCUCGACUGCAAUGGACGGUACAGGUAGUGGUCGGACGCCCCGCCCGGCUCCUCCAGCGGAUGCAUUCCACCCACCAGGUGCAGGAGCCAACUAUGGCCGUACAUCUGUCGUCCAGGGUGGAGUAGGAAUGGGCGGAGUUGGCCCCGCAGCACCCGUCUCGCCCGUUCAAGGCUACUCGUCCUCUUCACACCCCUACGCCUCUCCUUACCCACAACAACAAUCCGGAACAGCGACCAACCUGGGGGGUCUGAUGGCCCCGGCCCCUGGCGCUCAGUCCCGUCCCGAAUCCAGCAUCCAGGUGCAAGGCCCAACGGUCGAGCAACAAGUCAUGCGCCAUCAACAGAUGAACGGCGAUCUUGAGCCUGAACGAAAAAAGGGCGGGUUCGCCAAGUUCUUGGACGUACUCUUGUGUCGUGCUGUUUAA
Messenger RNA from Rhizoctonia solani, 1395 nucleotides. Its product is annotated as CK1/CK1/CK1-G protein kinase. Bases 1 to 1395 code for a protein of 464 amino acids. The record is from RefSeq and is a predicted model, not a curated record. Gene Ontology annotation, cellular component: nucleus; cytoplasm. Lineage: Eukaryota; Fungi; Basidiomycota; Agaricomycetes; Cantharellales; Ceratobasidiaceae. The transcript has 6 exons. Gene Ontology annotation, biological process: endocytosis; peptidyl-serine phosphorylation; signal transduction. Gene Ontology annotation, molecular function: ATP binding; protein serine/threonine kinase activity.